Lotus japonicus is the source of this 4552-nucleotide messenger RNA. RefSeq lists its product as uncharacterized. Lineage: Eukaryota; Viridiplantae; Streptophyta; Magnoliopsida; Fabales; Fabaceae. The record is from RefSeq and is a predicted model, not a curated record. The transcript is spliced from 4 exons. Gene Ontology annotation, molecular function: DNA helicase activity. Bases 8 to 4243 code for a protein of 1411 amino acids. Gene Ontology annotation, biological process: telomere maintenance; DNA repair.
UGGGGAUAUGAAUAUGAUUUGUAAGUUUUGCGGAGCUAUGUUAUGGGAUUUGGAACGAGCUGAAAAGGCUAAAUCCACGCUUGACCCUGACUUCUCUAUUUGUUGUUCUAAAGGCAAAAUAUCCAUUCCAUAUUUGAAAGACCCCCCCGAGUUAUUGUUGAGAUUGCUUACCAACAAUGAACCAAGGAGUCGAAAUUUCCUUGAUAAUAUUAGGUUGUAUAAUAGUAUGUUUGCCUUUACCUCAAUUGGAGGUAAAGUUGUCACCAAUAUUAAUGAUGGUCAUGGUCCUCCCCAAUUUGUUAUUAGUGGUCAAAAUUACCAUCGAAUAGGGAGUUUGCUCCCAGAAGAAGGUCAUUCUCCAAAGUUUGCUCAAUUGUAUAUAUAUGAUACAAAGAAUGAAGUUGAGAACCGAUUGAAACAUUUCAGGAGUGGCGAUGGAAAUAGUAACAUUGAUCCUGAAUUGGUUUCUGACUUAAUUAAAAUGGUUGAUGAGUUCAAUCGUUUGGCCAAGUUAUUUAGAAGAGUGCGUGAUUAUGUUGAAGAUGGUCAUGCUGAUAAUGUUGCUUUGAGGUUAUUUAGAAAUUGUUCCGUUGAUCCAAAAACCUACAAUCUCCCAAGUGUAGAUGAAGUUGCAGCCUUAAUAGUUGGUGACUUUGAUAGCUCUGACUGUGGACGAGAUAUUAUUUUGCGGACAACUCAUGGUCAAUUCCAGAGGAUUUAUGAAAACCACACUUCCUUCCUUCCACUACAAUAUCCACUUUUAUUCCCACAUGGUGAAAAAGGUUACUCUGAGGAUAUUGAUUUUGCCAAUUUACAUAAUGUUAAUACUGAUCCAAGGCGUGAUCACAUUUCUUUGCGUGAAUGGGUAGUUUUCAGACUUUUUGAAAGGAAAUUUGAGUGCAACAGAAUAUUUCUUUCCAGGCGUCUAUUCCAACAAUUUGUUGUUGAUUGCUAUUCAAUGAUUGAGUCUCAAAGGUUGUAUUACUACCGUAACAACCAAUCAACUAUCAGAAGACAUUUUUUGGAAGGAAUUGAGGAAGCAAUAUCUCGUGGUGAUACCAAUUCAUCCACUGUUGGAUCUAAAGUAUAUCUACCUUCAUCUUUCAAGGGUGGUAGGCGAUACAUGUUCAAUAAUUGUCAAGAUGCUAUGGCUAUUUGUAGAACUUAUGGCUAUCCUGAUUUGUUCUUGACAAUGACAUGUAAUCCUAAAUGGCCAGAAAUUGAUCGCCAUGUUUCUCCAUAUGGAUUAACUGCUUCUGAUCGCCCAGAUCUGGCUUGCCGUGUUUUCCAUAUGAAAUUAAAUCUAUUUGUUGCUGAUCUAAAGAAGGGUGAAUUCUUUGGGAAAGCUGUCGCAGGGACAUACACCAUUGAGUUCCAAAAAAGAGGAUUGCCUCAUGCUCAUAUUCUACUUUGGCUUAGCAUGGAAAAUAAACUGCGUUCUCCUAAUAUGAUUGAUUCUGUUAUAUGUGCUGAAUUGCCAGACCCUAUUCUCUACCCUGAAUUGUUUGAAUGUGUAUCAAACUAUAUGGUUCAUGGUCCAUGUGGGUUGAGCAACACAGAUUCUCCUUGCAUGAAGAAUGGUAAAUGCUCCAAAUUUUUUCCAAAAAAGUUUGUGGCAGCAACGUCCUUUGAUAGUGAUGGUUAUCCAAUAUAUAGAAGGAGAGAUACCAAAAUAACAACCAUAAGGAAAGGGGUUCCCUUGGAUAAUAGAUUUGUUGUUCCUUAUAAUCCAAAAUUGUUGAUGAAAUAUCGUGCCCAUAUCAACAUUGAGUAUUGCAACAAAUCAAACUCCAUUAAAUACUUAUUUAAAUAUAUUAACAAAGGAGUUGAUAGGGUCACAAUGUCAAUGUCUGUCCAACAGUCGAAGACAGAUCAAGAUGAAGGUGUAGAUGAGAUCAAACAAUAUUAUGAUUGCAGAUACUUGUCUCCAUGUGAAGCUCUAUGGAGGCUAUUUUCAUUUGAAAUCCAUCUCAAGUGGCCAGCUGUCAAAAAAUUAAUCUACCACUUGCCAAAAAAACAAGUCAUCCUAUUUAAGGAACAACAACCAAUUAAGAAUGUCCUUCGACGAAACAAAUUGAAGAAUAGCAUGUUCACUGCAUGGAUGGCAGCAUGUUCUAAAUAUCCUGAAGCCUUAGACCUAACAUAUGUUGACUUCCCUUCUGCAUUUGUAUUUGAUGAAAAUAAACAAGAAUGGACCCCAAGGAAAAAGGGAUUUGCCAUUAGGCGAAUUAACUUUGUUGCACCAGGUUCUGGCGAGUUGUAUUACUUGCGACUUUUAUUGAAUUAUCAACGGGGUUGUUCAAGUUAUGAACAAUUGAAGACACAUAAGAACCACACCUAUGAAACUUUCCGAGAUACAUGCGAUGCAAUGGGUUUGUUAAAAGAUGAUCGUGAGUUCAUUGAUGCUAUACAUGAUGUUUCCAAAAUUUCAUCUGGUGAAUAUGUUCGGAAGUUAUUUGUUACAUACCUAUUGGGAAACACACUAAGUAAUCCUUUGAACGUAUGGAAUAAAACAUGGAAUGCACUUGCUGAUGGAAUUCUUUACAAUCUGCGAAAAACUCAUCACAAACCAGAUUUGGUUAUUGAAGAACAUAAGCUCAAGGACUUAUGUUUAAUGGAGAUUGAGAAAAUUUUAAUGGUUAAUGGAAAAUCUCUCAAGGAUUACUCUGGAAUGCCUCGGGUUCAAGCCAAUACACUUAAUGAGUUUGGAAAUAUAUUGAUAUUCAAUGAGCUCAAUUUUGAUGUUGUAGAGAUGAGUCGUUUACACAAUGAAUGCAUUGUCAAGUUGAACCAUGGUCAGUCAAGGGUUUAUGAUGAAAUAAUAACAGCUGUCAAUGAAUGCAAUGGUGGCUUUUUCUUUGUGUAUGGUUAUGGUGGAACAGGAAAAACAUUUUUAUGGAAGACCUUAACUUAUAAGCUAAGAUCGGAGAAAAAGAUUAUACUAAAUGUUGCAUCAAGUGGAAUAGCAUCUCUUUUGCUCCCUGGUGGUCGGACAGCCCAUUCUCUAUUCUCUAUUCCCCUUUCCUUAAAUGAAGAUUCCUGUUGUGGGAUACCACAAGGAAGUCCAAAAGCUGAACUCUUACAACUUGCUAGCCUAAUUAUUUGGGAUGAGGCACCAAUGGUUAGUCGGUUUGCUUUUGAGGCUUUAGAUAGAACCCUGAGGGAUAUCAUGAGGUUCAAACUCAAUGGUGGUUCUGAAAAACCAUUUGGUGGGAAGGUUGUUGUUCUUGGAGGUGAUUUUAGGCAAAUCCUACCUAUUAUCCCCAAAGGUAGGCGGCCAGAGAUAGUUAUGUCAACCAUCAACUCCUCAAGGCUAUGGAAAUUUUGCAAGGUUUUGACUUUAACUGAGAAUAUGAGGCUAAUGAACAACACAUGCUCUCAAGGUGAUCAAGGAAUUAAACAUUUUAGCAAGUGGGUUUUAGAUGUUGGUGAUGGAAAUUUGGGUGAUUAUAAUGAUGGAGAGUCUGAUAUUCGAAUACCUACUGAUUUACUAAUUCAUCAAUCAUCAAAUCCUAUUGCAGACAUUGUUCAGUUAAUUUACCCAGACAUGCUUCAGAAGGUAGGUUGUGUUGAAUACUACUGUGACAAAGCAAUACUUGCUCCAACUUUGGAUGCCGUUGAUUCUAUUAAUCAAUAUGCAUUGUCAUUAUUUCCCGGAGAGGAAACAACUUACUUCAGCUCUGAUUCAGUAUGGAAGGUUAAUGAGGAAAUUGGAAUUGAUGCUGAUUGGUUAACCACUGAAUUUUUAAAUGAUAUUAGAUGUUCUGGUAUGCCUGAUCACAAGUUGGUACUUAAAAAAAGUGCACCUGUUAUGCUCAUGCGAAAUCUAGAUAUUUCUACAGGUUUAUGCAAUGGUACAAGACUUAUUGUUGACUACUUGAGUCCAAAUGUAAUUGGUGCAACUGUUCUUUCGGGUACACAUAUUGGAAAGAUUGCAUAUAUUACUAGGAUGAAUUUAAUGCCAUCUGAUGAAAGCAUGCCAAUCAAGUUUCAAAGAAGACAAUUUCCUCUGAUUGUAUCAUUUGCGAUGACUAUAAACAAAAGUCAGGGGCAAUCAUUAUCUGAAGUUGGUGUUUAUCUACCAAAGCCGGUUUUUUCUCAUGGCCAAUUGUAUGUUGCUAUUUCUAGAGUUAAGAGUAGAUCUGGUUUGAAGAUAUUAAUAUGCAAUGAAGACACUGCCGAGCAAGAUGUUACAAAGAACAUUGUCUUCAAGGAAGUUUUCCAAAGAAUUUACAACAAUUAGUGUAUAUGAUUUAAUUAAUUCUGGACUCUAUUGUAGUACACUCUCUCAAUUUAAAAGCAUUUUUACCAACAUCUCCUGCUAAUGUGUUUGGGGUGUUUGCUUGGGCGAAACUAGACAUAAACAUAACAUAAUAAUAACAUAUAAGUGUUUGAUUAAUUAUCUGUGCAUUGCAUUAGUCAAUUGUUAUAAUUAGCAGUAGAGUUCGUAAAAAUUUAUCCGUGCAUCGCACGGACAAACGGGCUAAAUACUAGUAGUGUUAAAUUGUUGCUUGUGUAGGCUAAAAAAAUAGGUGCAGAUAGUUUAAAUUUU